AUUGUAUCACAGAAAAACAGCCUCAAGGCUCAAACCAUAUGUAUAGUCAAGUGAUUUCCACUUAAAAAACUUUGCUUUCUUGAUCUCCAGCAAAAAUGGCAGUGACAGCCGAUGGGCGAAUCGCCCUGUUGGCUGCCAGGCAGCUGCGUGAAGGGGCUGCAAUGACAGUAAGCAGUUGCAGGUUGAGUGUGAAGUUCUGCAAUGGAGAGUUCAUGGGGAAGAAGAUAAAGCUUAGGAAGUUUCAGCAAAGAAACGGUAGCAAGUACAAUGUUGUUGCCAGGCCGAGGGUGAACAUGUCCCUCACUACUGAUGUUGCAGGUGAGGCUAAGUUGAAAGGCUUUGAGACGGAGAAGACGGAUCCAAGAACAGUUGUGGCGAUUAUACUAGGAGGGGGCGCUGGCACCCGCCUUUUCCCUCUAACCAAGCGUCGUGCCAAGCCUGCUGUUCCGAUAGGAGGAGCCUAUAGGCUGAUUGAUGUUCCAAUGAGCAAUUGCAUCAAUAGCGGGAUAAACAAAGUCUACAUUCUCACUCAGUUCAACUCAGCCUCGCUUAACAGGCACCUUGCACGGGCUUACAACUUUGGCAGUGGCGUCACGUUUGGGGAUGGCUACGUGGAGGUCUUAGCAGCAACGCAAACACCCGGGGAAGCAGGUAAGAGAUGGUUCCAAGGUACUGCAGAUGCUGUCAGGCAAUUCCACUGGCUCUUUGAGGAUCCAAGAAGUAAGGAUAUCGAAGAUGUGCUCAUUCUAUCUGGUGAUCAUUUGUACAGAAUGGACUAUAUGGACUUUGUUCAGAGCCAUAGGCAAAGCGGGGCAGACAUUACCAUUUCCUCUUUGCCAAUAGAUGACAGACGCGCCUCAGAUUUUGGUCUGAUGAAGAUUGAUGAUAAAGGAAGGGUGCUUUUCUUCAGUGAAAAGCCCAAAGGAGAUGACUUGAAGGCAAUGGCUGUAGAUACUUCGGUUUUGGGUCUUUCCCAAGAGGAGGCUAAGCAGAAACCGUACAUUGCUUCGAUGGGAGUUUAUGUCUUCAAGAAGGAGAUACUUCUGAACCUUUUAAGAUGGCGUUUUCCAACUGCAAACGACUUCGGAUCAGAGAUCAUCCCUGCCUCAGCCAGGGAGUUCUUUAUACAGGCUUAUCUAUUCAAUGACUACUGGGAAGACAUUGGUACAAUCAGAUCAUUCUUUGAAGCAAACCUUGCCCUCACUGAACAUCCACCAAGAUUCAGCUUCUAUGAUGCCGCAAAGCCAAUAUACACAUCGAGGAGGAACUUGCCACCAUCAGCCAUCACUAACAGCAAGAUUGUUGACUCCAUCAUAUCUCAUGGUAGUUUCUUGUCAGAUUGCUUCGUCGAGCACAGUGUUGUUGGCAUCCGGUCGCGAAUCAAUUCGAAUGUUCAUUUGAAGGAUACAGUCAUGCUGGGGGCAGAUUUCUAUGAAACGAGCGCCGAGAUUGACUCCCUCUUAAAAGAGGGAGGAGUGCCCAUUGGAAUUGGAGAAAAUUCAAGAAUCAAGGAAUGCAUCAUUGACAAGAAUGCUAGAAUUGGGAAGAACGUUGUCAUUGCAAACUCAGAGGGUGUACAAGAAGCUGACAGGACUUCAGAAGGAUUCUACAUACGUUCAGGUGUUACUGUCAUAUUUAAAAACUCAACCAUCCCUGAUGGAUUGGUCAUAUAAUCAUAUGCAUCAUUUCAACUGGAUCUUCAUCUUCUUUUCCCCUGAUAGAGCAUUUUAAGCAUAUUGUAAAUUUUGAAUGUACUUCGUGUCUUCAUUGUAUUCCAACUUUAUUCUUUUUGUAUUUUUAUACAUAUUAUAUUGGCAUGUUAAAGUUUU
Molecule: messenger RNA, 1829 nt
Organism: Ipomoea nil (Japanese morning glory)
Lineage: Eukaryota; Viridiplantae; Streptophyta; Magnoliopsida; Solanales; Convolvulaceae
Product: glucose-1-phosphate adenylyltransferase large subunit 3, chloroplastic/amyloplastic
Exons: 14
Coding region: 96-1673 (525 amino acids)
Biological process (GO): glycogen biosynthetic process
Molecular function (GO): glucose-1-phosphate adenylyltransferase activity
Source: RefSeq, a predicted model, not a curated record